Molecule: messenger RNA, 1761 nt
Organism: Cucurbita pepo subsp. pepo (vegetable marrow)
Lineage: Eukaryota; Viridiplantae; Streptophyta; Magnoliopsida; Cucurbitales; Cucurbitaceae
Product: cytochrome P450 CYP72A219
Molecular function (GO): iron ion binding; oxidoreductase activity, acting on paired donors, with incorporation or reduction of molecular oxygen; heme binding
Source: RefSeq, a predicted model, not a curated record
AUGGAGUACUCAUGGGUUGGGGCUGCCAUUGCAGUGAUAGCGAGCUUACUAGCAGUCAGGGUGUCAUGGGGUGUGUUGAACUGGGUUUGGAUCAGGCCGAGGAAGCUCGAGAAGUGGCUCAAAAAACAAGGCCUCGCCGGAAACCCUUACCGGAUUCUGCAUGGGGACUUGAAGGAGAGGGCGGCGCUGUUGGAGGAGGCCAACGCCAAGCCUGUGGCAUUCUCCCAUGACAUUGGUGCAAGAGUGUUGCCUUCCAUUUAUAAAACCAUCCAAAACUACGGGAAGGGUUCGUACAUGUGGCUUGGGCCAUACCCAAGAGUACAUAUCAUGGAUCCCGAGCAGCUUAAAGCUACUUUUUCUCAAAUCAAUGAUAUUCAAAAACCGGAUAUGAACCCGCUUAUUGACUAUCUUUUAGAGGGAAUUAUAACGCAUGAAGGCGAAAAAUGGGCUAAACAUAGAAAGAUUAUCAACCCUGCGUUUCAUUUGGAUAAGUUGAAGGGUAUGGUACCGGCAUUCGUGGAGAGUAGCAAAGAGAUAGUGAGUGAAUGGGAAAGAAUGGUCCCUGAAGAAGGGUGUUGUGAGUUGAAUGUAAUGCCAUAUCUACAAGACAUGACAUGUGAUGCCAUUUCAAGAACAGCAUUUGGAAGUAGCUAUAAGGAAGGACAAAUGAUCUUCCAACUUCUUAAACAACUUAUUGAUUUGGUGGUUAAAGUUGCCUUUGGAGUUUAUAUUCCUGGAUGGAGGUUUCUACCAACCAAGUCCAACAAAAAAUUGAAAGAAAUAAAUGAAGAAAUAAAAAAAAAGGUUUUGGGUAUUAUAAACAAAAGGCAAAAGGCUAUGAAGGAAGGUGAAGCUGUACAAAAUGACUUAUUGGGCAUUCUCCUUGACUCCAAUGCUAAAGAAAUUGAAGCUCAAGGAAACAACAAACACUUUGGAAUGAGUAUUGAAGAUGUGAUUAAAGAGUGUAAGAUUUUCUACAUUGGUGGCCAAGAAACCACAGCUCAACUAUUAACUUGGACCAUGGUUUUGUUGAGCUUCCACACCGAGUGGCAAGAACGAGCUAGAGCUGAGGUUCGAGAAGUAUUUGGUAACGACACUCCAAAUUCAGAUGGUUUAAAUCGUCUAAAAGUGGUGAAUAUGAUUUUACAUGAAGUUCUAAGGCUAUAUCCACCUGCAAGUAUGCUUCUUCGUGAAGUUAAAAAAGAAACAAGUGUUGGAAAAUUGAAUGUACCAGCUGGAGUAAUGUUAAUUGCACCUGUGAUUCUUAUCCAUCGUGAUCGUGAGAUAUGGGGUGAAGAUGCGAAUGAGUUUAAACCAGAAAGAUUCAGCAAUGGAGUUUCUAAAGCGUCAAAAUUGCAGCCUGCUUUCUUUCCCUUUGGAUGGGGUCCUCGGAUAUGCAUGGGACAGAACUUUGCGAUUAUGGAGGCCAAAGUUGCGAUAUCCAUGAUUCUACAACGUUUUUCAUUUGAACUCUCUCCAUCGUAUGCUCAUGCUCCCACUGUGGUUAUGUCGGUAGGGCCUCAACAUGGAGCUCAUAUCAUUCUACGCAAACUUAGCAAGACUUGAUUAUGCAUUUUCUAGCCUCGGUAGUUUACGAGUUAUUUAAAUAAGCCUUAUGUCAAAGUUUUAAGUUUCUUAACUCUUUGGAAAAAUUAGUGAGUUCAUCAUCAUUCUCUUUUAAGUUGCUAGGUGUCCCGAUCAUACUUGUUUAAGACGUGUUAUCUAUGGCCGUGUGUCGGAUGUCCCGAUCAUGCUUGUUCA